AUGGCGACCACCGAGGAAAAACAGCCUCCACACGAUGUCAACUCUCCGGAGAACUCGUUGACGGAUACCAACACGCUUGAUCUCCCACCUUCGUGGAAAUACAAGCGCUUUACCGUCGCCGGUUUCAAGUUGCCAUGGUUUGCAUCACCACCUGUCCAACUGGUCAUUGUUUCUUUCGUUUGCUUCAUGUGUCCGGGCAUGUUCAAUGCUCUGAAUGGCAUGGGUGGUGGUGGCCAACUUGACGCAACCGCGAACAACCGGGCCAACACGGCAUUGUACUCGACCUUUGCUGUUGUCGGCUUCUUUGCCGGCACCUUUACGAACAAGCUUGGCAUCCGCACCUCUCUGUCUUUUGGCGGCGUCGGAUACUCCAUCUAUGUUGCCUCUUACCUAUGCUACAACCACACGCAGAAUCUGGGCUUUACCACAUUCGCUGGUGCACUACUUGGAGUAUGCGCUGGUCUGCUUUGGUGUGCGCAGGGAGCCAUAAUGAUGUCUUACCCACCAGAAGACUCGAAGGGCCGUUACAUCUCAUGGUUCUGGAUGAUCUUCAACUUGGGUGCUGUCAUUGGUAGUCUGAUCCCAUUGGGACAGAAUAUUCACACCAAGACUGCCGGUACAGUCAACGACGGUACCUACAUCGGCUUCCUUGUCCUCACCAUCCUCGGUGCCGCUCUCGCUUGGACUCUGGUCGACGCGAAAGACGUCAUUCGUGACGAUGGAUCAAAGGUUAUCGUCAUGAAACACCCUUCUUGGAAGUCGGAGAUCGUUGGUCUUUACCAAACCUUCUUCACCGACCCUUACAUUAUCCUUCUAUUCCCCAUGUUCCUCGCAUCUAACUGGUUCUACGCGUACCACUUCACCGAGAUCAAUGCUGCAUACUUCAACGUCCGCACCCGCGCGCUCAAUGGUGUUGUCUACUACAUCAUGCAGAUUGUCGGCGCCUACGUCUUUGGAUAUGCGCUGGACAUCAAGGGUAUCCGCCGUACAACUCGUGCUAAGGCCGUAUGGGCUGUACUUUUCGCGACCAUCAUGAUCAUCUGGGGUUUCGGUUACAUGUUCCAGAAGACCUACGACCGUGCCUGGGCAGAAGACGAGACAAACGAGAAGAAGGACUGGUCUGACGCAGGUUACGCUGGUCCCUUCGUUCUCUACAUGUUUUAUGGCUUCUCCGAUGCCGCUUGGCAAACCUCAGUCUACUGGUUCAUGGGCGCCCUGACAAACAACAGCCGUAAGCUCGCCAACUUUGCUGGUUUCUACAAGGGUAUCCAGUCUGCUGGAGGUGCCAUUACAUGGCGUAUGGACGACACUAAGGUCGCCUACAUGACAAUGUUUGCCAGCAACUGGGGAUUGCUUGCCGGCAGUCUGAUUAUUGCUCUUCCCGUAAUUCUCUGGAAAGUCGAAGACACUGUCGCCAUUGAGAAGGAUGUCGCUUUUACCGACGAGACAGUCGCGGAAGUCGCUCCCAAGGCGAUCGUCCACACAGCGCAUAGCGAUGCUGAGAAGGUCUAG
This is a messenger RNA of Alternaria postmessia, 1512 nucleotides long. RefSeq lists its product as uncharacterized. NCBI's taxonomy places the organism in Eukaryota, Fungi, Ascomycota, Dothideomycetes, Pleosporales, Pleosporaceae. Bases 1 to 1512 code for a protein of 503 amino acids. The transcript has 4 exons. The record is from RefSeq and is a predicted model, not a curated record.